Molecule: messenger RNA, 936 nt
Organism: Biomphalaria glabrata
Lineage: Eukaryota; Metazoa; Mollusca; Gastropoda; Planorbidae
Exons: 3
Coding region: 119-424 (101 amino acids)
Source: RefSeq, a predicted model, not a curated record
UGAAUAUUUUUACGUAUUCAUUCGUUUCAUUAGUAGUUACAGAUUUUUAGAUAUUAUUUCCUUUACUUUGGAGGUCAGUAAACAGGAGGACACUCACGUUCGAAGAAUAAACAAAAGGAUGUUGAACAAAAUAGUUCCCCUGUUAAGAGUUGCUGCCGAAUUGCAACUACGUCGUUCAAGUCAUGGUGUACCUGCCCACUGGAAGACCCUGAGCCAAAUAGCUCAUGAACAGAAAAGUCACAUGAACUUUUUGCCAGUCCCUGAAGGGUCCUGGAAAAAAGCUUAUGAUGCCAAGAAUUCUAAAAGAAAUGUAUUGCUCAUAGCUUCAAUUUUUGCUUUCCUUGGUACUUUCGGAUUUCUAUGGAAGAACAAUUUUCUUUACCUCCAUUCAGCACCCCCAACGUACAACUGCAAAAAACAGUAACUGAUAUCAGACUUGUUGUUUCCAUUUGAACUUGGCCAUAUCUCAAGACUUCAAUCAGCUUUUAUUUAUAGUAGGAUGAUGUUUUUAUUUUGUUACAUUCAAUCUAUCGAGUCUAGAAGUGCAGCUUGUGCUAUUCCAGGAGGUUGCUUAGCAUACAAUAGGUCAAUUGUCUAGGAUGUGACCUAUGUAUCACUGUGAUUUGUAAUUUACAGAAUUCAUUUUUUUUUGGUCUUUUAUUGGUGUUAUUUAUUAUGCAGCAAUUCCAAUAAAAGUUUGAAUGAAACUAGAGUGAUUGUUUUUGUAGUAUUAUGUGGUGAUCAAGUCAGGAUCUUUAUUGAAGAAUAUGCAAGAAAGUCAAGAUCAUGUAACAGUGAGAGGGCCUUGUUUUCAAUGUUAACACUAGUAUCAUUUUUAGUAGACAAGUCUUACCUAAUGGUAGCUGUAUUUAAAGUUGGCAGUUAAAUUUGACAAUUGUUUGAAUGAUUAAGUUGAAUAAAUUUUUUUAAUGGAAA